Molecule: messenger RNA, 4912 nt
Organism: Culex pipiens pallens (northern house mosquito)
Lineage: Eukaryota; Metazoa; Arthropoda; Insecta; Diptera; Culicidae
Gene: magu
Product: SPARC-related modular calcium-binding protein 2
Exons: 12
Coding region: 1648-3627 (659 amino acids)
Molecular function (GO): calcium ion binding; protein binding
Source: RefSeq, a predicted model, not a curated record
CAAGUCGGUACGCCGCACGCCACAAUCCGCAGCGCUUGGAGUCUCAGUCCAGUUUGGCACUCGCUUAGCGUCGGACGUGUCUGGUUUGUUGGAGAGCUCCCGGAGGUUUCGGAUUAAGCUUAGAACGACUGCGUGUGAGUGUGUAUGUUCGUGUUUCUCAAGUGAGAGUGAAAGAACUUUACUGCUGCUCGUUGGAGGCGUAAAUCGCGAAGAAGUUCUGCUCGUUCCAGAUCAGUUUGGAUGCUGAGCUCGACCGGAACGGGUCAGCUGCAGGGAUUUACGUUGCCGGGUCUUGGAAGUGUUGUAUCGCGGGAUCGACUUUGAGAUUUAGUCUAAAGUGGCUUGUAAAAGCCUAAGCCCAUCAAUCAAUCCGUUUGACUUUAAGUCACCUCUCGCAGGUGUUGAUAUCGGGGGACGUUUUUAUUAAAGUGUCAAAAGAGCACUCUUGGAGUGGAUAUUCGGUUGUAAAGUGGUGUCGUGUUUUUUUUCAAAGUGAUUGGUGUUACAAAAACAGUUUUUUGUUGCUGUAGAAGAAAAUAAGCCACCGAGCCGAGCCAAGAGCGCGAGACGACAGGUUGAAGAUCUCCCCCUCCUUACCCACAAGAAAGCUGACCGGUGGAGCUCUAGAAGGGCAGGCGGAGCAAUUCAACCGCUCAGCUGGCAAAAGAGAUUUGGCCCGGAGGCGAACAUUGUUGUUCGAACGCCGCGCGAUGAAGCUAUCAAACUGCGAUGCUUAACAAGUCAAUAAACGUGUCGAGAAACCGAUUGGCCCCAGCAGUUGAACCCUGCGCGGAGUCCGUGCGAUACCAGUAGCAGCGAGAGCAAGGCUCGACGGCCGGCCGGCAGAAGUCGAAAAUCAAAUAAAUAAAUUUAUUAUCAAAUCAGGUCAAUUUGUAUUAAGAAGAAAUACAAGUGUGUCUGUGUGUUGUUAAGUGAGAGUUGAGUGAGUCGAGUUGAGUGUGCUCGACAAAUCAGCAGUUGGAAUGCAGCAGCAUCAGCGGUUCUUCUGCGACGGUGCGUGACAAUGUGUGAAAAGUAUAACUCUCAAUCUUAAUCCGCGCGCUCGGGCACACAAAGUUUGUAAUGUACAGUCGCCGAGAGUGUUCAGCAAUUGCAAGUCUGUGAAAACGCAUCUCUAUUCAAGGGUGAAAUCGGCGGGGUACUAAUCAGCAGUGGCAACAGCAGCAGCUCAAUCUCACAUUACCCUCUCGCGCGCGUGUGUGUGUUGGGAAGGAAGAUGCGCAAGUGAUAUCUGUUCGCGCGUUUUGUACUGAGUAGUCACUGGUCGGAGUGAUAAUAGAGACGUUCUGUUUUGAACCGGUUCGCGCCACCGCGAGUAAACAAAUCCUCCGGCGUGUACUACUAACAGAGUGCCCAGUGUGGCUUUGAGAGAGCAAUAAAUCAAACCGAAACUGUCAGCAAGAAUUGGAUUUUCGAACCGAGACCGAGACUUCUGAGAAGCCGCCACGCGGCGAGGCGCACCCGCGGCAGCAAUCGCGCAAGUGUUUUGUGUUUUGUAAAUUGGCCAAUUGAUUACGCGGGACACCCUCCCCCCUCAUACGCUUUGCUCCGGUUUGCGUACUACUGCAUCUGAUAGUACGAGUGGAUCUGGAUACGUGCUGGUUUGAAGGACGACGACGCAACGACAUGAAGCUGGCCGUGGUUUGUUUGACCGUGCUGGUGCUGCGUGGAGCGCUGGCCAUUCCGCCGAAAUCGGAACCGACGAUCUCCGAGUGUACGGCCAAGGGCGGUGAGUGUGACGAGAGCAAGGGGCGGCCAGUCUGCGGCACAGAUAACCAGACCUAUCCGACGCGGUGCCACCUGAUCCGGGCGCAGUGCAGUGGCCACCAGGUCAGCCUCAAGCACCGGGGCACGUGUAAAGAUGUCUGCCUUGCGUCGAGGACGUAUGCCCUGCAGCACCGGUCCAGCUCGCCGUACGGCGUCAAGUUCGUGCCGCGCUGCCGCGAGGACGGAACGUACGCCCCGGUCCAGUGCCUCGAGAGCGUCGGCUGCUGGUGCGUCAACGGCCAGGGCAAACCGCUGCCCAACACGACGGUCCAGCACGGCAAACCGGUUUGCGUGAAGAAGGGCAAAUCGAACCAGCGCCGAUCCUCGCCCCGGAAUCCGGUUAGGAACAAACGCAGUUGCUCUCGCAUGGACCGGGCGGAAUUUAAUCGGAAUCUGUUGAAGCUGUUCGAGAACGAGCACAUUCGGGUGCACCACCAUCAGAGCGCGAAGAGCGCUGGGCUGACGGAGAAGAGCGUGCUGGACUGGAAGUUUGGCUCGAUCGACGGCAACAAGAACGGCAUGCUGGACAAGAACGAGUACCGGGAGCUGAAGCGACUGAUCAAGAAAGUUGUGAAACCGAAACGGUGCGGCCGAUCGUUUGGAAAGAGCUGCGACGCCGACCAGGACGAGCGGCUGUCCCGGCUGGAGUGGUCCAACUGUUUCUCGAAAGAUAACCUAACACCCGAGAUGGAGCACCACUACCCAUCAUCUUCAUCAUCCGGUUCGUCCGGCGGGCUGUUCCACGGCCAGCAUCCGGCGGUCAGUGGCGGUGGUGGAGGUGGCACGGUAAUCGGUGUCGGUGGCUCCUCCCCCUCCUCACAUCACUCCUCUAGCUCUAGCUCUAGCACUAGCUUCCUCCGGUACGACGAGUCACAGCAGAAUGGCUCCACCGAUUACACUGAAUUUGAAGAUGAAGACGAUUACUCAGAAAAUGACGACGAUUCGGACGAACUGCCCGAUAGUGAUAACACGCUACUAAACGGACUGCACUUUCGCAUUGCCGACAAGCGGCUGCAGCCCAAUCUGUUGCUGCAGGCCAAAACGACAAUGGAGCUACGCGGCGAGCAGGAUCCCAUCUUCAAGGACAGCGAGGCCGAGUCGGACUGCCUGAGUGACCAGGCGGCGGCCCUCGAGGAGCAAAGGAGUGGAGCGACCGCCCUGUACGUGCCGGAGUGUACCGCCGACGGCCGGUAUCAACGGGUGCAGUGCUACCGAUCGACCGGCUACUGCUGGUGCGUGCACGAGGACACGGGCAAAAACAUUCCCGGCACGUCGACGAAGGACAAGCGACCCCAGUGCGACGUCUAUCCGGGUGUUGGAGGUCGGCAGAUGCGGGGCUGCCCGGACGACAAGAAGCUGGAGUUUCUGCGGGAUUUGAAGGACUUUUUGAAGCAGCAGAUUGCGAGCAACUCGGUCACGGCUGCAAACAACACCAAGUGGGGCACGGAAGACGAGAAGAUCGCCACGCUCAGCUUCGUCCUGCUGGAUAAGAACAAGAACAAGGUUUGGGAGCGCAAGGAGUGGAAGACCUUCCGGGAGCUGGUGACGGCGGCCAGGCAACUGCGCAAGUGUGGCAAAAAGAUGCCCCGAUAUUGCGACGUGAACAACGACCGCAAAAUCACGCUGUCCGAGUGGCUCAACUGCCUGCAGACCCAGCGGACGCCGUACGUGGACAGCAUGGCUUCCCCGAAGAGUGCGUCCUCGCCGUCGGCGUCGGCAUUCUCCUCAGCUUCCUCCUCCUCGUCGGGAGGUCCGUCGCUGUCCGACUGGAAGCCAUCGCUGUCCACGUCCAAGUUCCGCGGGCCAAACCCGCUCGAGUCGGUCCUCAAGAGUGACUAGGGGGAAUGGGAGACGAGAAUCUGCACACGAAUGAGACUUAAAACAAACUCUGUCGACGACGAUCGGAGGCAGGUGCCCAGGUUGCUGCUUCCUUCCUGGCCACGGAUAUUAUCCGAAAAAAGCCCCUUUUAGAGAUAUGGCGGGUUGAUUUGAGAGCGAGUUGAAAACUGAGUGCUAGUGCCAUGUUCUACGUAGUUAAGGUUGUUAGCGAUAAAAUUGUCAUUAUCGACGAUUGUUUUUCAAACUCAAAAGUCAUGCUAUUUUGUCAAACAAAACUCACUCAGAAAUUAAGUUUGACAAUCUUCACUAGAAAUAAAAUCGUCGUCGAUAGACAAUUUUAUCAUAACCUUGACUAAACAGCAAUAACAGUAAACGAGUGCACCCUUUUGAUGGCGAAAAGCAAUUAUCAUAAACGAACAAACAAUUGUGUAUCAUAUACGAUCAAAAGUACUAUCCUUCCCAAUACGCAAUGUAACAAAAAGUUUUCUCAUUUUGUCAAGUGAAAAACCAUGCGUCUCCAUGAACUACACAAAGUGGUGAAGAUGGAGCCGCAUGGCAGUUCAUCUACAAAAUCUGUUACAUUGCGACUUCCCCCCCUUCCCCCAUUCCUCAUGAUACCAGUGAUAUUUUCGCACUUUAUAUCGCACUCUUAAACUAAAUCAGCGAAUCAAAAAAACAUGUUUUGCUUCUAAACCUACUUUUACGAACAAGAAGAAGAAGGCGCAUAAAUGUCCGUUGUGCUGAGCUGAGUUAGCAAAGUAGCAUUUUAAGCAUUUAGGGUACGCGAGGGAUUGUCGCCCCCCACGGAAAAAAGAAAAAGAUUCGUAUCAAUGAAAUCAGUAUUACACAGUGUGUCGUCAAUAAUAAAAUGAUUACGAGGGUGGGGUGACAAUCCAGAGUUGACGGUGCAGGAGAGGGGUUAUUUUUUUUUGUUUUGUUACGAGCGAGACGGAAAUGCAGAUGGGGUCACAGGCGAACACAGUAUAUGUGCUACAAUUGAACUAAAAGUGCGUGUGAUAUAUGUUAUUUAAUUUAAAGUGUACGUUAUUUUUUAGACUAUAUUUGUACGAGCGAAUCCCAUUUUUUUUAAAGUUAUUUUAUAGCAAUGUUAGCCUCCGUGUUUUGAGUUUGCGGCUUGAAUCAGCAAACUAUUUAAAGAGAAUAUAAAACACAUACUGAAAGAGAGAGGGGAAACACUCACAAGCGGAAGCCGUACAUUACAGGAGACAGUUACGCAGUUCAGGCAUCCGAAUUAAAUAUUUAAUAUUUAACAUUCUCAAGAAAA